AUGCAGCGAGCCUGCCCGGACUGCGGAUCAAGUGAUGGUCUCCGCUUCAUCGCAGACGUAGGUCAAGAAGUCUGCUCCAAGUGUGGUGCUGUGCUCGACGACUUGCAGAUUUACAACCCAACCAGUGCACAUGACAUUGCCUAUUCUCUAGGUGGAUCCGUAGAUCAUCGGCUACCUGCUUCGUCGAUCCAAUCCCUAGUAGGGCCAUCAGGGCGGCCUCUCUGGUCCAACACUCUCCAGGACUCACGGCGGCUCAACGAGUAUCAUCGCAAGCCCGAAGUCGAUGCUCGCAUUCAAGGCACACUGGCCACUCUGGGGUAUUCUGGUCUCUUCUCUGCGGUCGAGUUCCUCUUUCAACGCGCUCGUGAGGCUUCCUGGAGGGAAGCACCAGCCACCUCAUCAACGGACGCGAUAGCAAAUGGUCACGAUGAGGGUGUGCCCUCUCUCCUGCUCCCUCGCCGGGUCAAAUGGGGACAAGCUUCCCUUUUGCUAGCCACUGCGUGCUGCUAUGCUGUGCUGAGACGCGAAGGGGUUCAUGUCGACAUUGAGACCGUAUCAGAAGCAGCGCAUCAGCCUACACCCAACGUGAAGCGUUCCUUUCGACUGCUCAAACUUCUCGUCGCAGAUGCAGUCCGCCACGUCAAGCUCGCCAAUCCCGACCCUUACGUCCAUCGCAUCCUCAUGUUCUUCCACUUUCAUCUUGUCAACCGCGGCUCGCCUCUUUUCGGCAAAGCAGUCGCCAAGUUUCUAGAGCCGCUUCGAUCCUCAACGCCCCAGGUCAACUCUAAUCCGACUCGUAGCCUUGUUAACACGCCAUUCGAGGCCAUCGAAACUUCUGCGAUGGAUCUCUGCAGCUUUUGGUGGCCUAAGCGGUCUCGAUUCGCCACCGAGCCUCAGCUUGCUGCGUUUGCCAUCGUUGUUGUCGCGAUCGAGUCUCACCUCAAGUCUCCUGCGCCCAUCUACGAGAUCUUUCGUUACACCCAUCACGCCCUCCAGUUCAAUCCUUCCCACAAAGGCAGCAAAGCAGUACCUCAGCUCAGUAGUGAAGACCUUGCCAGCAAGGCUACCAUUGCUUUGCACAGUGAAAUAUGUCAAGCUUUGCGACAAGAGGCUUCCAAGAUCCCCUGGCUUUCCGGAAUGAUGACGAUCACCCAUCGAGGACACGCAAAGAAGAGCCUCAAAAGGGUCCAGAAACACACGAACACCUCAAUGACGAGCAUCACCGACAUGGUUCGUCGCGAGCUUUUGGCUCAUGUGCUUGACAUACUGCACGUGUGGCGGGCGGUUUCGGCCAAAAUUUGGCAGGACGAUCCGAAGCAGGGGGCCAACGAGGUCUCAUCACAGCCAAAGGCAGCCGACGCUCCGACAAUACAGGCGUUGAGCAGCGACGAAGGAGCGUCUGACAGCAGGGAUCGUGAGGCCGGCCCUGACGAUGAAUUGGACAAAGACGAGCUAACUUGCUUCCUUGCAACUGCUCCCACUGCAAUCAGAGACGGGCGAGACUGCGACGACAUUCGGAUCAGCGUUUCAUCCCAAGCUCGCGAUUAUGCGGCUAUCUGGCCCAGCAUCGCGUCACGUCUACAACAAGCCGGCGUACUUGAAGGCCCCUUAGCUGAAACACAUCCGAUCGAUCUCUUGUCUAACGAACAGGUUGACCAAUGGCUGUUCGAUGCGAAGGAACUCGACUCGCUUUUACGAACUGACCCCACCGAGAUUGCCGUGUUUGAGCGAGCAAAAGUUGCUGCUGGCGACUGGCCUGCCCAAUCGGCGGAUGAAAGGAAUGCCGAGUUCAUACUUCUAGCAAAAAAUAUCGCCCAGGAGCUCGCUUCCAAAGAGAACAGUUCGUCUUCGCCUCGAUCAGUGGGACGAGGUGGCAAAAAGCGACCAAAGCACACCACGAACCCAUCAGAAGCGUCACACGGCGUUUCCUCUUCACACCAGAGCAAACGACCCAGACCUCUCUCACCAGUCCCUUUACGCGAGCAGCAAGACGAGUCCGACUGGAGCGAUUGA
Messenger RNA from Ustilago hordei, 2013 nucleotides. RefSeq lists its product as uncharacterized. The record is from RefSeq and is a predicted model, not a curated record. Bases 1 to 2013 code for a protein of 670 amino acids. Lineage: Eukaryota; Fungi; Basidiomycota; Ustilaginomycetes; Ustilaginales; Ustilaginaceae. The transcript has a single exon.